Molecule: messenger RNA, 2117 nt
Organism: Euleptes europaea (tarantolino)
Lineage: Eukaryota; Metazoa; Chordata; Lepidosauria; Squamata; Sphaerodactylidae
Gene: POLH
Product: DNA polymerase eta
Exons: 10
Coding region: 9-2117 (702 amino acids)
Biological process (GO): response to radiation; error-prone translesion synthesis
Cellular component (GO): nucleus; site of double-strand break; replication fork
Molecular function (GO): damaged DNA binding; DNA-directed DNA polymerase activity
Source: RefSeq, a predicted model, not a curated record
GGUCCGUUAUGCCUCGCGGGCGGGAUCGGGUGGUGGCGCUGGCGGACAUGGACUGUUUUUACAUACAGGUGGAGCAGCGCCUGGAGCCCAGGCUGCGCGGCAAGCCGUGUGCCGUGGUCCAGUACAAGACGUGGAAAGGCGGCGGGAUAAUUGCUGUGAGCUAUGAAGCUCGUGCUUUUGGAGUUACCAGGAACAUGUGGGCUGCUGAUGCCAAGAAGCUGUGCCCAGACCUUCUGUUAGCUCGCGUGCCAGAGGCUCAUGGCAAAGCAGAUCUCACUAAGUACCGAGAAGCAAGUGCUGAGGUGAUGGAAGUGAUGUCACGCUUCGCAGUGAUUGAGCGUGCCAGCAUUGAUGAGGCCUACAUGGACCUAACUAAUGCUGUGCAGGAAAGGCUUCAGAAGAUGCAAGGGCAGCCUGUUGCAGCAGAACAGUUGGCAACUACCUAUAUCCAGGGAUUGCCAGAGACCUCUGCAGCAGAAGAGGAAACAAACAGCAAAGAAGAACUACGGCAACAUGGCUUGUGCCAGUGGCUUGAGUUGCUGCCUUUUGGAGAUCCUGGCAAUCCUGAGCUGCAGUUGACUGUGGGAGCAGUAAUUAUGGAAGAAAUGAGGGCAGCUGUAGAGUCUGUCACUGGAUUUAGGUGCUCAGUUGGAAUUUCUCACAACAAGGUAUUAGCAAAACUGGCCUGUGGCCUCAACAAGCCUAAUCGGCAGACUCUGGUAUCACAGGGUUCUGUCUCUGAGCUGUUCAGCAAGAUGCCAAUCAGCAGCAUCCGCAGCCUUGGAGGGAAGCUAGGUGCCUCCAUCACUGAACUGCUGGGAGUGGAAUACAUAGGGCAGUUGAUCCAGUUCAGUGAAUCACAGCUUCAGACACACUUCGGAGAUAAGACUGGCUCCUGGUUGUAUGACUUAUGUCGAGGGAUUGAGCAUGAACCUGUAAAACCUAGACAAUUACCAAAAUCCAUUGGCUGCAGUAAGAACUUUCGUGGAAAAACAGCAUUGAUUACUCAGAGGCAGGUGCAACAUUGGCUGCUGCAGCUGGCCUUGGAGCUGGAGGAGAGGCUUAACAAGGACCGAGAACAAAACAACCGGGUAGCUAAACAGCUGAGUGUUGGGAUCCGUCUGCAGGGUGGAAAACAUGCUAGUGGCCUCUCCCGUUGCUGUGCCCUGUCCCAUUAUGAUUCUCAGAAAAUCAGCAGAGACGCAUUUGCGGUCAUCCAGAAUUACAAUACAGCUGGAGGCCAGCAGACUGCAUGGUCUCCUCCAAUCACACUUCUCCAACUCUCUGCAAGCAAGUUUUCAGAGGUUACCGCAGCAUCCUCUGUUGACAUUACUACCUUCCUGAGUACAGACAGCAAGUAUACCCGGCCCAUUAGUAUCACUGCAACUAGCCCAAAGACCAAGUCUCUUGGAAGCCCCAAAAAGGAGACCAGCAAGGCUGUGAAUGCGAUUCAGAUUCUCUUUCAGAGAGCAGAAGAAAGGAAACAAGCUCAAGCUGCAGCUGCGUCCUCUCCUCCUGAUGUUACUAAUGCAAAGACAAUAUCAUCAGUCGCGUCCGCAUCAUGUCACAAAGAAUUAAUUCCCAUCAACAGGCAGAGUCCAAAUGAUCUUCUGGAACAAAGCAUCACCGGUAGGAACUCUGACUCGCAGGACCAGCCCUCUGGAGAACAGUCUCUGUGCAGCUCCGAUGCAGGACCUGUGGAGACCCCUUUACUCAGUCAAGUUAACACUGCACUGGUAAAAGCAGAGGUGCUCAAGGCCUCUUCGGAGCAACCCGACCUGUGGCAAGAAAAGAGUGUGCCGCUUGCUGCUGGAUUUUCCCAAGAGGAAGCUGAGAGUGGAACUCCGCACACCGUUUCUGGGGACCAAAUCUUGUGUGAAAAGUGUAACCAAGAGGUGCUGGUGUGGGAGUACCCGGAACAUUUAGACUAUCACUUUGCUGUGGAGCUGCAGAACACCCUCUCGGGACCCAGCUCUGUCAGGCUACCUGGGGCUGUUAGCAGUUCUCCGAUUAAGGGCAAAAGUAAACCAAGGACCCCCACAGCCUCCAGUGCCAAACGGGCGAGGAAAGACAUCACUGGGACUCUGGAUUCAUUUUUUAAGUGUCUGCCUCCUUAG